Messenger RNA from Caenorhabditis briggsae, 2679 nucleotides. The record is from RefSeq and is a predicted model, not a curated record. The coding region runs from base 1 to 2679 and encodes 892 amino acids. Gene Ontology annotation, biological process: carbohydrate metabolic process. Gene Ontology annotation, molecular function: chitin binding. The transcript has 6 exons. Lineage: Eukaryota; Metazoa; Nematoda; Chromadorea; Rhabditida; Rhabditidae.
AUGAUCGAGGAUUCUGGAGAAAGGCCUGCGCAGGAUCCAAACAAGUUCGCUGUGGAGAGUUUUGCUACCAAGUUAGCUGAAAGCGUCGAGAGCAAGCUGUUUGGGAUUAAUCUCCUGUCACGGAUGCAAGGAUUCCAGAAGGAGAAGGCGCCAACGUUGAAGCAAAAAGGAUAUCAAUAUCAGGUGGAUUUCAACGUACAACUUAUCAACAUGUUAGCGGAAGCUAAGAAGAAAGGAAGUUUCGAGGAAGCGAUUGACAAGGCUUCAGCGAUGCUCCGGAAACGAAAUCAGGAGAUUGUGUUGCUAGACAGAAAUCCAUCAGCUCUCAAACAGGUCGAAAGCAUGCGUGCAAUUUCGGAAUUGACGGGAACAUCGGAUUCAAGUGACACGAAGCUUUUGGCAUUGGCGUCGAUUCUCGCUAGAGAAGAACCGAGUGCUUCGAGAAGACCAGGCCCGUCGAGGCAGUUGUUUCGAUAUUCGGACUUCGGGGGACGGCGCCCUGAAGUCCGGCAAUUCACAGCCCCUCAACACCAUUACCAGCCAAGACCGUUCCGAAGCACGAAGCAGACGGUUUGGGAGCUCAUCCUACAAAACGAGCGGUUAUCCAUUGUUACAACUGUGGAGAAGGAGGACAUUACGCCAAUCAAUGUGCAAAACCAAGGUAUGGUUAAUCCAGAUUUAAUGUCUAGUAAAGCUAAAUUUUGGGCUAGUAUUCCAGUUAGUCCGUGGAUUUUAGAAGUAGUAGAAAGAGGUUUUGAGAUUAUAUUAAUUGAGAAUUUCAAAUUACCACAUCCUCUGGGGAUAAGAAGAAUGUCAAACAGAUUGUUAGGUUUCGUUCAUGAAGAAGUGGGGAGAUUAUUGGAAGCAGGAGUAGUGGUGGAAACAAUCAAUCCGAUAGUAUGUAGUCCACUUCAAGUAGCGGAUAAUGGGAAGAAGUUAAGAUUGAUUCUAGACUUAUCAGCGCUAAACAAGGGAAUUGAGACACCUAGGUUUCGAUUAGAAGAUUGGAGAGCGGUAUGGCCAUUCCUAGAAAAAGCGAAUUAUGCUGCGACUUUUGAUUUUACAUGGCUUCUUACCAAGGUUUUUAGGCCUUUAGUGGGCAGAUGGAGAGAAAAUGGGGUAAAAAUUUUCUUAUAUAUUGAUGACGGGUUAAUAUUAGCGGAGACGAGGGAAGAAGCGGUAGAAGCGAUGAGAUUAGUAAGAGAGGAGCUGGCAGCAGCAGGUGUAACAGUAGCAGAAGAAAAAUCGUUCUGGACACCGAGUGAACAGUUUACUUGGUUAGGUAUUAAAUGUGACCUGGUCACUAAGUCAAUCAGAUUGACAGAAUCUAGAGAAGUUUCCCUGGGAAAUCAGUUAGCUAAGAUGAAAAAGAGCAAAGCGCCAACGAUCCUGGAUCGUCAAAAGUUAUGCGGUUUCAUUUCUUCAAUGUCUAUUGUUGCAGAAUGUGAGUCAGUGCAGCGGCAACGACAUCUGGCGGCCACAGUGGCGAGGGUGACUUCCGACAACCCAAAAAAGCAACACCUUCAAGUGUCAAUGUCUCAGAUAUGGGACAGUGUAGAGCAAAUUGGGCCGGCAAGGUUCUUGUGGAUUCCCCGCGAGGAAAACACAGAAGCUGAUGCAGCAAAUAUCCCGAGCCCACCUCCAGCGGAACCGACGCCUUUGACCAUUUCACGUGUGCAGCAAAGUCCCUUACUUGAAUCGGAAAGUCCUUACGGUAUUCAAACAGAUAUGACUGACUAUGACAUGAUACCUAUUAUUCAAACAGAAAACAACGAACCGCCUUCUCAAAAACGAAUUGUGGGAUUCUAUUCAGGAGAGGAAUCCACAGAAAUUACAAAAUGUCAACUUAUGAAAUUGACUCAUGCAGUUUUUGCUUCUGUCUUGAUGACGUCAGAAGGACAACUUGAAUUUGUUGAUAGUUCUGGCGAGCAACGUUUUAUGGAUUUGAGCCGGAAAACCAAAGAUGCAAAUGUAAAAAUGAUGUUUUCAAUCGGAGGACAAGAUUUCUCAACAGAACUCAAACAAAAAAUGAGCUGUGAUCAGUUGCUAUCCAUAACAGCUCCACCCACUGGAAUUGAAAACUGGGAGGCCGGUUUUGAUUUGGAUGGGAUUCUGAGCCAAGUGGAUUUUGUGAAUGUGUGGUCGAUGGACUACUAUGGACCAUGGGAAAAUCAAUGGGGAGCUUCAGUGGGCCCGUCUGCUCCAUUGUAUAGUGGAGUUGCGCUGAGAACGAAUUUCAAUGUCAAUUACACAAUGGAAUACUAUGUCGGAAAAACAGAGCAACCCGAAAAAUUCAAUAUUGUGAUUCCGUUUUAUGCAAGGCUUUGGAAGAAUGUGACAACACCCAUAGUAGAGGGAAAAGAGAUUUUUCGAAAUUCCGAACUAUUCGAUGGAAAACCAGAAGGGAAUCCUUACAUUCCCAUGUGGGCAGUAGAUCACGAGAAAUGGACAUUGUCGGAUGCAGUGUAUGAUGAGACUACAAAAACGUCUUAUAUCUACAACCAAAAUGCGAAAUCUUAUUUGACAUUUGAAACUGGAAGGAGCAUAUCUGACAAAAUGAACUACGCCAAGACACAGAAAUUGGGAGGAAUAUGGAUUUGGUUGGUGGAUAUGAAUGAUCACUCCAAUAGUCUUUUGAACAUGACCAAACACAUUUCCACUACAACAGAAUUCGUUUAA